AUGUCAGAUAUUCUUUACAACAAAGCGUUAAUAAAUAAUCGAAGUCCAUAUUUGUCCAUCGUCAACAAACCUCUUCAGGAAUUAGGACUCCUUUCACCACCAAGAGACGACAUUGACAUAGUGGAUACUGAUGUUGUACGCGAGACCAACUACAAUCGAGAUGAACUACAUAGAUUUGUAGAGACUAACGUACCUCUUUUGGUAGGACAGCAAAGAAGAACGUCAUAUAACAUAAUUAUGGAUCGAAUUUCAACUCAAAAGGGAGGUAUAUUCUUUCUCGAUGCUCCAGGGGGAACAGGAAAAAAAACGUUCCUCAUUAACCUCAUACUUGCAAAAGUGCGAAAGAAUGGCGAUAUCGCACUUGCUGUUGCGUCCUCUGGAAUAGCCGCAACUCUUUUGGCAGGAGGAAGAACUGCGCAUUCAGCGCUACAAUUACCGUUGGAUUUUUGUGCAACUGAUACGCCAAUUUGCAACAUCAAGAAAAAUUCUGGACAAGCCACUGUUCUAAAAACAUGCAAGGUUAUCAUUUGGGACGAAUGCACGAUGGCAAACAAAAAAGCUCUUGAGGCUUUGGAUAGGACUCUGCAAGAUCUGAGGGGUCAAGAAGCAACAAUGGGAGGAGCACUCUUGCUACUAGCUGGAGACUUUCGUCAAACUCUUCCUGUUAUUCCAAGAGGAACUCCAGCAGAUGAACUUAAUGCGUGUCUCAAGUUAUCAUAUUUAUGGAGGCGAGUUCAGAUAUUGACGCUCACAACAAACAUGCGUGUUCGCCUGCAAAGUGAUGCGGCCUCACAAGAAUUUUCGGAACGGCUUUUGCAAAUUGGAAAUGGAACCUUCAUGAAUUCGCCAGGCAAUUACUCCAUAACAUUUCCAGAGGACUUCUGCAAUUUGGCUGAAUCAAUCAAUGUUGUUAACAGUGUUUUUCAAGACAUUGCCACUAAUUACAAAAAUCACGGAUGGCUUAGAGAAAGAGCGAUUCUAGCACCACGAAACGAUCAAGUAACUAAUCUAAACAUAUCUAUUCAAGACAAGCUACCGGGAGCUGUGACGACGUACAAGUCCAUCGACACCGUCAUUGAUCCAGAACAAGCUGUACACUACCCUGUGGAGUUUUUAAACUCACUUGAACCAUCAGGAAUGCCGUCACAUCAAUUACUCUUGAAA
Messenger RNA from Homalodisca vitripennis (glassy-winged sharpshooter), 1164 nucleotides. RefSeq lists its product as uncharacterized. Gene Ontology annotation, biological process: DNA repair; telomere maintenance. The record is from RefSeq and is a predicted model, not a curated record. The annotation marks the transcript as partial. Lineage: Eukaryota; Metazoa; Arthropoda; Insecta; Hemiptera; Cicadellidae. Gene Ontology annotation, molecular function: DNA helicase activity. The transcript has a single exon.